This is a messenger RNA of Hermetia illucens (black soldier fly), 1596 nucleotides long. RefSeq names its product protein twisted gastrulation (gene cv). Gene Ontology annotation, biological process: regulation of BMP signaling pathway. The transcript is spliced from 5 exons. The record is from RefSeq and is a predicted model, not a curated record. The coding region runs from base 216 to 959 and encodes 247 amino acids. Lineage: Eukaryota; Metazoa; Arthropoda; Insecta; Diptera; Stratiomyidae.
AAGAAACAAGUCUCCAGUCCGCUGACAGUUUGAUGCGAGUCGUAGAUACUUAGUUUGCUCCGAAGAUUUUUCUGGGCUGAGUGCGAGCAAGUUUUCCGUCUUCCCGAUCCAAUUUCGAUUGCCUGAGCGAAAAUAAUCCGGUCGGGCCGUAGUGAGGAAUUUCCGCCAGGAAAAUAACCAUCGAAGAGUGAAGUGCGAGAACUCGCGUCGUAGGUAUGGGCGGUAUGAAGUUUUUAUGUGUGCUGGCACUGUCGGCCUUCGGAGUGUUGCUGAUUGCUUCAUAUGCCGAUUCAUGCAACGAGUACGUUUGUGCCUCCAUUGUUUCGAAAUGCCUCCUAACUCAAAGCUGUAAAUGCGAUUUGAAAAACUGCACUUGCUGCAAAGAUUGUUUCAGUUGCUUGAGUAAUCUUUAUAGCGAAUGUUGCAGCUGUCUAGAUUUGUGCCCAAAACCGAAUGACACAAAAACCCCGAAAAAAUCACAUUUGGAUGAAUUCGAGGGCAUUCCUGGUUUAUUUGACGCUUUGGCAGGUGAGGCUGAUGAGGACAAAUGGACUACAUUUACUUUUCCAGUGGACUUUGAUUCAUUAUUGACGGGAUCAAAAGUAGAAAAAGAUAUUAAAUAUUAUUUGCAUUCAAAUGAGCAAAAUGUGGACGUUGCACUUAAAGAACGAGAGGACAUCGUGACUUACAAUUGUACAGUGGUUUAUAUUAAUCAGUGCUUAUCUUGGAACAAAUGCCGACAAAAUUGCCAAAGCAUGGGUGCUAGUAGUUGCAGGUGGUUCCACGAUGGCUGCUGCGAAUGUGUCGGGUCGAAAUGUAUCAAUUACGGCAUAAAUGAAAGCCGAUGUUCUGCUUGCCCUGAAGAAGAUGAUAUUCUAGACGAUAUUCCCAUCGAUGAUUUGGACUAUGGCGAUGAAAUGGGACCUUACGACGGAACCAUAGACAAUACCAACUUCUAAAUAUAUUUAUUUUGCAAAUUUUAAUAUAUAUGUAUAUGUAUAUGAACUUAAUGUCUAAAUGUGCCUUAUCAUGAACAAAAACGAUUUUUUUUCAUUGUUUGAAUGUAAAAAAGUACUAACACAAAAGCACACACUUAGUGGAAAUUUCUUGUCUCGUAAGCUUAAAACUACAACAAACUAACAUUCCAGGUUUUAGUUUUAUGAAAAGAGUUAUGUUGAAUUGCCAGCUGAAAAGAUAUACAAAGUAUUAUUUUUGUAUCCUGAUUUUCAAUGUUUUUAUGGAUGUUGUUUAACGGAUAGGUGUAGGAAGGCUAUUAUUUAAAAACUAUAUAAUAAUUUAAAACAAUUGUCAAAUUUAUAUUCAACUGUACAGAUUAAUUAUUUACAACUCUUAAUACUCUUGAUAUUGUAUCGACUACGAAAAUUCAAAAUGCCAUAUUUGAAAGUAUCAAUCUAAGGUUCAUUUGUUCAUUUGGAAAGGAAUUUGAUAUAAUGCGAACAGUCUUUAGCCCUAGUUGAUACUCUAACAUGUCGGAUAAGUGUCUCUAACUCCUUCAUUUUAUAUUUCCAGUGCAACUGAUAUUUAAAAGGUUUCUUUAUUGAUUGUGAAAUUAUAUGAAUUUUUACGAAGCCAAAA